UUCCAACUUUUUUUUUAGGCUUGCCAGAGCCCCUGAGCCAUGGGUGACGUUAAGGAUUUUCUGUAUGCCUGGUGCGGCAAAAGAAAGAUGACGCCAUCCUAUGAGAUCAGAGCCGUGGGCAACAAGAACCGGCAGAAGUUCAUGUGUGAGGUUCGAGUGGAAGGGUACAAUUACACUGGUAUGGGCAAUUCCACCAACAAAAAGGACGCGCAGAGCAAUGCUGCCAGAGACUUCCUCAACUACCUGGUGCGAAUCAACCAAGUCAGGAGUGAGGACGUCCCAGCUAUGGGGCUCGCCCCUCCUCUGCCCACACUUACGGACGGACCUAACAGCAACAUGGCCAAUGCCGGAGGGUUACCAACUACCAUGGGGGGACCGCUCCCUCCACAUCUGGCUCUCAAGGCAGAAAAUAAUUCUGGAGUUGGGGCAUCUGGCUAUGGUCCUCCCGGGCCCACGUGGGACAGAGGAGCCAACCUGAAGGACUACUACUCAAAAAAGGAGGAGCAGGAAGUCCAGGCGACUCUGGAGUCAGAGGAAGUGGAUUUAAAUGCCGGACUUCAUGGAAACUGGACCCUGGAAAACGCCAAAGCGCGUCUGAACCAGUAUUUCCAGAAGGAAAAGAUCCAAGGGGAAUAUAAGUACACCCAAGUGGGUCCUGAUCACAACAGGAGCUUUAUUGCAGAAAUGACCAUUUAUAUCAAGCAGCUGGGCAGAAGGAUCUUUGCACGUGAACAUGGAUCAAACAAGAAGUUGGCGGCCCAGUCCUGCGCCCUGUCUCUGGUCAGACAGCUCUAUCAUCUCGGAGUGAUUGAACCUUACUCCGGACUUACAAAGAAGAAGGAAGGCGAGACAGUGGAGCCUUACAUAGUGAAUCUCUCUCAAGACUUGGAGCUUCAGCUGCAGAACACAGUUCAGGAGCUGAACCUUGAAGUUGUGCCCCCUCCCCAUGACCCCUCCAUGCCAGUCGUUCUCAACAUUGGCAAACUGGCUCACUUCGAACCAUCGCAGCGGCAGAACCAUGUGGGAGUGGUGCCCUGGUCCCCCCCGCAGUCGAACUGGAACCCUUGGACCAGCAGCAACAUCGAUGAGGGGCCGCUGGCCUACGCCACUCCAGAACAGAUAAGCAUGGACCUCAAAAAUGAGUUGAUGUACCAGCUGGAACAGGAUCAGGAUUUGCAGGCGGUCUUGCAGGAGAGAACGUUGCUUCCUGUGAAGAAGUUUGAAGAUGAAAUCCUCGAUGCGAUUAGUCAGAAUUCAGUUGUCAUAAUCCGAGGGGCCACGGGGUGUGGCAAAACCACGCAGGUUCCCCAGUUUAUUCUAGACGACUUCAUCCAGAGUGGCCGAGCAGCAGAGUGCAACAUUGUCGUCACACAGCCCAGGAGGAUCAGUGCAGUGUCCGUGGCAGAGCGGGUGGCCUACGAGCGCGGCGAGGAGCCCGGGAAGAGUUGUGGCUACAGCGUGCGCUUUGAGUCCAUUCUGCCCCGGCCGCACGCCAGCAUCAUGUUCUGCACCGUAGGUGUGCUCCUGAGGAAGUUGGAAGCAGGCAUUCGAGGCAUCAGUCAUGUGAUUGUGGAUGAAAUACACGAGAGAGACAUUAACACCGACUUCCUGUUGGUUGUACUGCGUGAUGUGGUUCGGGCUUAUCCGGAAGUUCGCAUUGUUCUCAUGUCAGCUACGAUUGACACCAGCAUGUUCUGUGAAUAUUUCUUCCAUUGCCCAAUCAUUGAAGUUUAUGGGAGGACUUACCCAGUUCAAGAGUACUUUCUGGAAGACUGCAUUCAGAUGACCCAGUUUGUUCCUCCACCAAAGGACAAAAAGAAGAAGGAUAAAGACGACGAUGGCGGUGAGGACGAUGAUGCAAAUUGCAACCUGAUCUGUGGGGACGAGUACGGCCCAGAGACGAGGCUGAGCAUGGCCCAGCUGAACGAGAAGGAGACCCCGUUCGAGCUCAUUGAGGCCCUGCUGAAGUACAUUGAGACCCUGAAUGUGCCUGGCGCUGUGCUCGUGUUCCUGCCUGGCUGGAACCUCAUCUAUACCAUGCAGAAGCAUUUGGAAAUGAACCCGCAUUUUGGGAGCCAUAGGUACCAGAUCCUGCCUCUGCACUCGCAGAUCCCCCGAGAGGAGCAGCGCAAGGUGUUCGACCCAGUACCGAAUGGAGUGACCAAGGUUAUUUUAUCCACAAACAUUGCUGAGACGAGCAUUACCAUUAAUGAUGUGGUUUACGUCAUUGACUCCUGCAAGCAGAAAGUGAAGCUGUUCACCGCUCACAACAACAUGACCAACUAUGCCACAGUGUGGGCAUCCAAAACUAACCUGGAGCAGCGCAAAGGGCGCGCCGGGCGUGUGCGGCCUGGCUUCUGCUUCCACCUCUGCAGCCGUGCACGCUUUGAGAGGCUUGAAACCCACAUGACACCAGAGAUGUUCCGGACACCGCUACAUGAGAUUGCUCUGAGCAUAAAACUGCUGCGCCUUGGGGGCAUCGGCCAGUUCCUGGCCAAGGCCAUCGAGCCACCUCCGCUGGAUGCCGUGAUUGAAGCAGAGCACACGCUGAGAGAGCUGGACGCGCUGGACGCCAAUGAUGAGUUGACUCCUCUGGGCCGGAUCCUCGCCAAACUCCCCAUUGAGCCUCGCCUCGGCAAAAUGAUGAUCAUGGGGUGUAUUUUCUAUGUGGGGGAUGCUGUGUGCACCAUCUCUGCGGCCACCUGCUUCCCAGAGCCGUUCAUCAACGAGGGAAAGCGCCUGGGCUAUGUGCAUCGGAACUUUGCUGGAAACAGGUUUUCCGACCACGUGGCCCUGUUGUCGGUAUUCCAGGCCUGGGACGAUGCAAGAAUGAGUGGGGAGGAGGCAGAGAUUCGCUUCUGUGAUCACAAAAGGCUCAACAUGGCUACCCUGAGGAUGACUUGGGAGGCUAAAGUUCAGCUGAAAGAGAUCCUGAUCAAUUCUGGGUUUCCAGAAGACUGUUUGUUGACACAAGUGUUCACUAACACUGGGCCGGAUAACAACCUGGACGUGGUUAUCUCUCUCCUGGCCUUUGGCGUGUACCCCAACGUGUGCUACCACAAGGAGAAGAGGAAGAUCCUCACCACCGAGGGCCGCAACGCGCUGAUCCACAAGUCCUCUGUGAACUGCCCUUUCAGCAGCCAGGACAUGAAGUACCCGUCCCCCUUCUUUGUAUUUGGUGAGAAGAUUCGCACCCGAGCCAUCUCUGCCAAGGGCAUGACCCUCGUCACCCCCCUGCAGCUGCUUCUCUUUGCCUCCAAGAAGGUCCAGUCUGACGGCCAGAUUGUGCUUGUGGACGACUGGAUCAGGCUGCAGAUGAGCCACGAAGCUGCUGCCUGCAUCACUGCCCUGCGGGCUGCCAUGGAAGCCCUGGUGGUGGAGGUGACCAAGCAGCCCAGCAUCAUCGGGCAGCUGGACCCGGCCAACGAGCACAUGCUGAACACCAUCCGCCAGAUCUCCCGGCCCUCGGCUGCGGGCAUCAGCCUCAUGGUGGGCAGCACACGGUAUGGAGAUGGCCCCCGGCCCCCCAAGAUGGCACGCUACGACAAUGGGGGUGGAUACAGAAGGGGGGGCUCCGGCUACGGCGGUGGAGGCUACGGCGGUGGAGGCUACGGCAGCGGCUACGGUGGGGGCGGCUACGGUGGAGGCGGCGGCUACAGAGGAGGGGCCCGGGGCGGCUUCAGAGGUGGCUCAGGCGGGGACUACAGGGGGCCUGGGCGAGGAGGCUACCGAGGGGGCGGGGGUUUCCAGCGGGGCGGUGGCAGGGGCGCCUACGGCGGGGGCUACUUUGGGCAGGGCAGGGGUGGCGGGGGCUAUUAGGGUUGGUCGUGCCAGUGCUUGUGCUUAGGGAGUUAGACCAGUGCAUGUCCCAUGUUUUCCCAAGAGGUUCUGCCCGUGUGCUGUGGCCUCACCCAGUCUGUAGUUCAUUGGAGUUCCAGGAAACCCAGCGUCUGGAUCCAUCAGUGGUCCUGUUUAUAUUGUGUAAGAUAUAGGCCGUUAUAAAGGUACCACCGUUUCUAUUUUUUUCUUUAGGUUUUUGCGCUUAAAGUUAACUUGUUUUU
This is a messenger RNA of Ochotona princeps (American pika), 4061 nucleotides long. RefSeq names its product DExH-box helicase 9 (gene DHX9). NCBI's taxonomy places the organism in Eukaryota, Metazoa, Chordata, Mammalia, Lagomorpha, Ochotonidae. The record is from RefSeq and is a predicted model, not a curated record. The transcript is spliced from 27 exons. Bases 40 to 3819 code for a protein of 1259 amino acids. Gene Ontology annotation, cellular component: intracellular anatomical structure; nucleolus; ribonucleoprotein complex. Gene Ontology annotation, biological process: regulation of mRNA processing; positive regulation of transcription by RNA polymerase II. Gene Ontology annotation, molecular function: 3'-5' DNA helicase activity; ATP binding; double-stranded RNA binding.